Molecule: messenger RNA, 2625 nt
Organism: Penicillium macrosclerotiorum
Lineage: Eukaryota; Fungi; Ascomycota; Eurotiomycetes; Eurotiales; Aspergillaceae
Gene: schA
Product: serine/threonine protein kinase SCH9
Exons: 4
Coding region: 1-2625 (874 amino acids)
Biological process (GO): protein phosphorylation
Molecular function (GO): ATP binding; protein serine/threonine kinase activity
Source: RefSeq, a predicted model, not a curated record
AUGGCUGCUGCGCAGAGUGGAACUGAGUUGCACGGAGCGGCCGACAUGAAGCCAUCCAACUCCGCUUCCGAAGACGACAACCACGACCAGAUCGGGUCGAACGGAUCUACGCCGACCGGCAUCGCGACGCCUCAGCCGGAUCCCGCAGACAAGCGUUUGCCAUCCAUCAUGCAUAACUACUUCCAGGUUGGUUCCUUUUCUCGUGAUAAAGCGGGUUUGCCACGGUUUUGGUCUUGCCUUUCGAAAUCCUCGGCCCCGUCUCCGUCAGACCCUACUCCAGCCCGCCCUGUCUCCUCCUCUUCCUCCUUCGUCAUGAUGGAGCAUGAGGAGGGGCAACGGGAAGAGGGGUUGGAUCCGAUGGAGGUGACGCAUGCCAACCUACCCACUCCGCCCCAUUCGCUGCUCCAGCAGGAGUCAGACGAAAUGGAUGAGAAGGACACGGGGUUGUCCAUCUAUGACACUCUGAAGAAAUAUCUCACUCCAUCCUCCCACGCCCCCGUUGAAUCUACUCCCUCGCGCCGUCAAACCUCCCUGCCAGUCUCUAGCGUCUCUGAUGAUCCUGUCCUUGCCACCCAUUUCUCCAAUCCAUCUCUCCCUCCUGCCUUAGAUCCGUUGUCCCUCUCUGCUGCUCCCUUCCUCGACCACGUGAAGCCGCAUGGUUCCAUAUCUUCCGAGAACCUUGCCAAGCUGACUGGAAACGCACCCGAUGGGGCGCGUCUCAAGAAUACCCCACCGCUGACCCCCGGGCCAUUCGAGGAGUCGCAGCCACAGCCGCAGCCGCAGUCGCAGCCGGAUAGCAUGGACAGCUCCACCGACGAAAUUGCCAUGAAGCUCGACGAAGCCUUCCCUCGCCAAUCUGAUGCCGCCCCGCAAAACGGAGCUCCUGUUGGUCCGCUGAAGGGAAAGCUAUUCGUCAAGAUCUCAGAGGCCCGCGGGCUCCGCCCCAGCUUUGAUCCAUACGUGGUCUGCGUUUUUGAGUGGAACGAGUACAUCUCCAAGGGCGCUCGUGAUGGCGAAGAGGAAAAGAAGCGGCGGCAGCUGGAUGCGGAGGCGGCCGAGGCUGGCCGCCCCAUGGCGAUUCCCAUGAAGAGCCGCCAGAGCAGCCACAACAGCGCCUUGGAUGGUCACGAUCACAAGGGCAAGAUGCCCGUUACCGAUCCCCAUUGGGAUCAUGAGGCGGUCUUUGAUGUGCUCGGAGACCAUUCCGAAGUCGACGUGACGGUGUACGAUCGCAGCAACCAAGAGGCUUUCUUAGGUCAUGUGCGUCUCGGUAUCAAUCUCAAGGAAGAUCACAGUCGGCUGGAAGGAUGGUUCCCACUGGUCGCCCGUGCCGCUGGCGACAGCCAAGUAUCAGGGGAAAUUCACCUCCAGAUGCAAUUCGAGAUGACGGAUCGGAAGCAGGUUGGACCAAACGAUUUCCAAAUCCUCAAGCUCAUCGGCAAGGGAACCUUCGGCCAGGUCUACCAAGUGAAGAAGAAGGAUACUGAGCGAAUCUAUGCCAUGAAGGUUCUCUCUAAGAAGGUCAUUAUUCAAAAGAAGGAGGUGGCACACACACUGGGCGAACGCAAUAUUCUGGUUCGAACCGCGAUGGCAGCCUCACCAUUCAUCGUGGGCCUCAAAUUCUCCUUCCAAACUCCGACCGAUCUCUACCUCGUUACCGACUACAUGUCCGGUGGCGAAUUGUUCUGGCACCUCCAACGUGAGGGUCGUUUCCAAGAGGCUCGGGCGAAAUUCUACAUUGCUGAGUUGAUCCUGGCACUACAGCAUCUUCACGACCAUGACAUUGUCUAUCGAGAUCUCAAGCCUGAAAAUAUCCUGUUGGAUGCAAAUGGCCACAUUGCACUCUGUGACUUUGGUCUGUCCAAGGCAAAUCUUACCCAAAACGACACCACCAAUACUUUCUGCGGUACCACCGAAUAUCUCGCCCCGGAGGUCUUGCUGGAUGAACAAGGAUAUACCAAGAUGGUUGAUUUCUGGUCACUGGGUGUGUUGGUUUUCGAGAUGUGCUGCGGCUGGAGCCCCUUCUACGCCGAAGAUACCCAGCAGAUGUACAAGAAUAUCGCUUUUGGCAAAGUUCGAUUCCCCCGCGAUGCUCUCAGCACUGAGGGCCGGAAUUUCGUUAAGGGUCUGCUUAACCGGAAUCCCAAACACCGAUUGGGUGCGAACGGCGAUGCCAAAGAACUCAUGGCGCACCCCUUCUUCCACGAUGUUGAUUGGGAAGCUCUGGGCUGCAAGCAGGUUAUUCCGCCCUUUAAGCCGAAGCUGCAGUCGGAUACCGACACCUCAAACUUCGACCCGGAGUUCACCAACGCGCUCGAGAACAACCAGUCGUUGAACCUCCGCGCUGCAGCACUCGCCAAUGGUCUGAUGCCUGGCUCCACACCUCUGUCGCCCGGUAUGCAAGCCAACUUCAAGGGCUUCACUUUCGUGAACGAGAGUUCCAUCGACCAUCAUCUCAAGCAUGAGCCGGGUGAGCAGAUGGAGGAGGACACCAUGCACGAAGAUGCGUGGCAGCGCACCCACCGGUCCAACAAUUCGACGGAUCAGCGCAUGAGCGGCGUGCAGAAGACCUCUGAUGGCACGGAGCCAGGGAUCUUCAACGUUGAUGACAAUUUUGAUAUGUGA